This is a messenger RNA of Osmia bicornis bicornis, 2091 nucleotides long. RefSeq lists its product as uncharacterized. The transcript has a single exon. The record is from RefSeq and is a predicted model, not a curated record. Lineage: Eukaryota; Metazoa; Arthropoda; Insecta; Hymenoptera; Megachilidae. Bases 1 to 2091 code for a protein of 696 amino acids.
AUGCAUCGCCGACGCUCGGAGGAAGAAGGGAGAACUGGUGGUGGCGUGGCUGGAUCUUUCCAAUGCUUUUGGAUCGAUCCCGCACGCCACUAUCCUAGAGUCGCUCACCAACGCCGGGGUGCCGCGGACGAUGACAAAUAUCGUCGCCAGUAUGUAUACAGACUGCGCGACGAGGGUCCGUCACCGCUGAGGGGUACACAGAUAGGAAUCCCCAUACUAUCAGGGGUCAAACAGGGCUGCCCCCUUAGCCCCAUACUGUUCAAUCUGGCACUAGAGCCAGUAAUCCGCGUAGCCGAGGACUCCACCAUAGGAUAUAAGAUCGCGGGGGAAAGAAUUGUGGAGCUCGCCUACGCGGACGACAUCGCGCUGCUGGCGGAAUGCGAAGAGGAGAUGAGGCGACUACUACGUGAAAUUGAAAGCAUUGCAGCCAACCUGGGUCUCGCCUUCAAUGCUAAAAAGUGCGCAACACUCCAUAUCAGAGGCCGGGACGACGUACUGGACACCGUGUACCGUAUCCAGGAGGAACCCGUUCCGGCUCUGGAAAAAGGUGAGUCUUACCAACACCUAGGGAUCCCAACCGGGGUUCAGCUUGAUCAGACGCCCUACACCACGAUCCGAGGCGUGUUAGAGGAUCUGGGCGCGCUGGACCGUUCACUCCUCGCCCCCUGGCAGAAGAUCGAGGCGCUGGCGACAUUUAUUGUUCCGCGUCUCGAUUUCCUGCUGAGGGGAGCCAAUAUACGGCGAAUGACCCUGUCGGAGCUUGACAAAGCUAUCAAGCGGACGGUUAAGCUAUGGCUCCACUUGCCCCAGCGCGCUAGCCCGGAGGUAGUCCACAUUCCCCCGUCACUGGGAGGAUGUGGGCUCCCUCCGAUAGCGGACCUCGCUGAGGUCACUGCCGUGGCCCACGCAUUCAGGUUGCUGAAUGCUAAGGACACGGUAGUGGCUCGUAUCGCGAGGUUCACGCUGGAAGCUGCCGCGAGCGAGAAGCUUCGCCGAGCUCCGACCGAUCGGGAUCUUGCCCAGUACCUGUCGGGCUCUUUGGCCGGGGACUGGUCAAGACCAACGACUGGUCGUUCGUCGUUUUGGUCGAGGGUGCGGUCCGUCGCGCUGAGAUCCGGAGCGCGUCUCGGUUUUCGCUGGGAGUGGUGCGAUGAUCGAGCUGAACUCGCGAUUGUGAUGGAAUCCCGAAACGGACGUCGGGUAGUCGUGCCGCCUCUUGCCAAGGCACACGUCAUCACCAGGAUGAGGGCCGCAGUGACGGAGCACUAUGUGUCCUCGCUUCUUCGGAAGCCGGACCAAGGUAAGGUUUUCCAGGCAACCAUCCAACAUGCGGCGAGCAAUCGCUUCAUGAGGGGUGGCGCGUUUAUCCGCUUUGCUGAUUGGAGGUUUAUCCAUCGCGCCCGCCUCGACGUGCUCCCGUUAAACGGAGCCCGUCGAUGGGGGAGCGAGGAUAAACGCUGCAGGCGAUGCGGAUACACGCUGGAAAGCCUUCCUCAUGUGCUCUGCCACUGCGGUCCUCAUUCUGCCGCCAGGCAGAGACGGCACGACAACCUCGUCCUGAGGUUGAGUAAGGCGAUCCGGCUUCCCGGUGAGAUCCGGAUCAACAGGCGUGUUCCCGGGGCGACAGGAGAGUCUUCGGCGCUUCGCCCGGACAUCGUGGUUACGCACGAAGCGUCGAAGACCGUAGUACUGGUCGACGUGGCCGUGCCCUUUGAAAAUACGAUGCAGGCCAUCGCAGAUGCCAGAUUUGAGAAAAUAAAUAAGUAUCAGCAAUUAGCUGAUUCUCUGAAAGGGCGCGGCUACAAAGUGUAUCUAGAUGCCUUUAUUGUGGGCGCCCUGGGCGCCUGGGAUCCGGGGAACGAGUUCCUCCUGGAACUACUUAGAAUCUCGCCGCGAUACGCAUCCCUGAUGCGAAAAUUAAUGAUUGCAGAAACAAUCGCGUGGUCCCGAGACAUGUACGUCGAACAUGUCUCGGGCAUUAGACAGUACACGGUGUCCAGUACUGAGAACAAUAGAAACAAUGUGACAGAAGACCUGGAAGGCGAGGCCCAGGAGUCCUCAUCUCCUCGAAUGACAGGAACACCGAUAUAG